AGAUCUCCCUCCCAGCCCCCCGGGUCCUCACCCCAUUCAAAAAAUCAAAAUUCUUUCAUUCAAUAAUCUAAGAUGUCGUCUCCUACCUCUUCCUCUUCGACACACAAAGAAGAGAUCGCCGCUCUUACCACAGUCAAAAAAUUCCUCUCGGGAAUCAAAGCCCGUAAUCCAGCCCAAAUGCAUGCAUGUAUCCACCCCUCCGGCGGACACGCUUUGCUCAUUCGCCCCUCUCCAUCCCGCUCCUCACGCUCCUCACCAGUAGGGAAACAACAUCUCUCCCUCACGCUCGCCGAAGUCGUGAAUCGAAUUCCAUUCGAUAGUGCUGCGAGUUUGGAAGAAAAUAUCGCCCUGGCGGAAUGGGAGGAAGGCGAGGAUGGGGAAAGGUUUGAGGGGAGGAAGAGCGAGGCGAGGGUUGAUGGUGAUUUGGCAGCUGUGUGGACGCCGUAUGAGUUUUUGAGGGAUGGGGUGCUGAGUCAUGUUGGCACGAAUGUUUUCUCGUUGGUGAAAUUGUGUGGGGGAAAGAGGAAGGGGGAGUGGGUCAUUGGUUGGAUUUCGGAUACGUGGAGGGUACCGGAUGAGGAGGUGGUGUGAGCCUUUUUAAGUUGAGGGGGGAUUUGGAUGCGGAUGUUCUGGUUGUGUUGGUUGAGCAAGUAGAGAUGAUGAGAUUGGUGUGGAGUCUGGGGACUUACAUGCAGACAUUGAACCAUUUUCAUAUCAGUGGGGUCCGAAGUCUCUUUUACAGAGUUGAGUUAAAAACAGUGUCGUCACAAGCCUCGUUUUUCCAGGAAGCAGGGAUCAAUUUUAUCUUUUUGGUUAGAGACUUAGGCACCUGCCUUUAAAAAGAACAGUG
Molecule: messenger RNA, 850 nt
Organism: Hyaloscypha bicolor E
Lineage: Eukaryota; Fungi; Ascomycota; Leotiomycetes; Helotiales; Hyaloscyphaceae
Exons: 1
Coding region: 73-591 (172 amino acids)
Source: RefSeq, a predicted model, not a curated record